Tribolium madens (black flour beetle) is the source of this 4402-nucleotide messenger RNA. It is a transcript of the gene ATP8A, whose product is annotated as probable phospholipid-transporting ATPase IA. Gene Ontology annotation, cellular component: plasma membrane. Gene Ontology annotation, molecular function: ATP binding; ATPase-coupled intramembrane lipid carrier activity; magnesium ion binding. Bases 254 to 3790 code for a protein of 1178 amino acids. The transcript is spliced from 14 exons. NCBI's taxonomy places the organism in Eukaryota, Metazoa, Arthropoda, Insecta, Coleoptera, Tenebrionidae. Gene Ontology annotation, biological process: phospholipid translocation. The record is from RefSeq and is a predicted model, not a curated record.
AUUUUAAUCACACUGAAAUUACUUAAUUACGUAAAAGUCGUAAUUGUUUUAAUUGGAACAAAGUUCAAGUGUCUUGUAAAUAUUCGGCUUUUAUGUAUUCAGAUUUUUAUUUCAAAAUUCCUGUAAAAAUGUGUGAUUUUAUUACGACUAUAAACUCGCCUAUGCACAUAAAACCAGUAAUUGCGCGUUGAGUCCAGUAAUUAAAAGCCGCUUCGUGUCAAAGGGUGGCCUCUGAGGGGAGUUCACGAGACGGAUGCCAGCUCAGAACAUAGAACUCGGACGUCUUUCAGCAAGUCCCGAAGUACCGGCCAAUAAUCAAAAUGCCCCAGAUGAAGAAGAUGGAACAGCAUCGUCGUCGGUGUUGGAUCGCGAAACUGAGGCAGGGGAUGUGCAUGCACCCACAGAUGAUCGUGUGAUUUUUAUCAACAGAGCACAACCACCGGUACCAAAAUUCGUAAAUAAUAGAAUUUCGACUGCUAAAUAUAGUAUUCUACGUUUCAUUCCGUUGUUCCUUUUUGAACAGUUUAGGAGAUGGGCAAAUAUUUUUUUUCUUAUGAUUGCCCUAUUGCAACAAAUACCGGACGUGUCUCCGACUGGACGUUACACCACACUAGUGCCUCUUAUUUUUAUUCUUGCAGUGUCUGCAAUCAAGGAGAUCAUCGAAGACAUCAAAAGACACCGAGCUGAUGAUGAGACGAACCACCGCAAAAUCGAAGUCCUCAGAGGCGAAAAUUGGAUUUCUGUCCGAUGGAUGGACGUAAUUGUUGGCGAUAUCGUCAAAGUCCUCAACAACACAUUUUUUCCCGCAGAUCUCGUCCUUUUAUCAUCCAGUGAACCUCAAGGUAUGAGUUUCAUCGAAACAGCGAAUUUGGACGGCGAGACGAACCUCAAAAUACGCCAAGCCCUUCCAAGCACAGCUAAACUAACAACAAUCAGCGACCUCAAAAGUCUAUCGGGAACGAUCGAAUGCGAACCACCCAAUAAACAUUUAUACGAAUUUAACGGCGUACUCAAAGAGACCAAUAAAAUUGCGGAGGCUUUAGGACCCGAUCAAGUUUUACUCCGGGGGGCUAUGUUGCGGAACACUUCGUGGAUCUUCGGGAUUGUUAUAUACACCGGACAUGAGACCAAACUCAUGAGGAAUUCGACAACGGCCCCCUUGAAACGGUCAAGUGUCGACAAACUUACCAACGUCCAGAUUUUGUUACUUUUCGGUAUUUUGUUCAUCAUGUGUCUAAUCAGCGCCGUUUUUAAUGUGAUUUGGAGCAACAAUAAUAAGAGUGCGAAUGGUUACAUCGGUGGCGAACCCAACUCGACCCAAAAUUUCGCCUACAAUCUCCUCACAUUUCUGAUUCUUUUUAAUAAUCUGAUCCCGAUUUCGUUGCAAGUCACACUGGAAGUUGUCCGUUUCAUCCAAGCGAUUUUCAUCAAUAUGGACAUUAAAAUGUACCACUCAGAGAGCGACACUCCUGCCAUGGCCCGAACUUCAAACCUAAACGAGGAACUCGGUCAAGUCAAGUAUAUUUUCUCGGACAAGACUGGAACUUUGACACGAAACGUCAUGGAGUUUAAGCGAUGUGCGAUAGGGCAUGACGUGUACGAUGCCCAUGCUGAUAGUCCAAACGACGCUUUGAUAGUCCAACAUUUGCGACAAGACCACAAAAAUGCCCCACUAAUCAAAGAAUUGCUCGUUCUCUUAUCAGUCUGUCAUACAGUAAUUCCGGAGAAAAUGCCCGAUGGUAGUAUAGUCUACCAUGCGGCAUCCCCCGACGAAAGGGCCCUUGUGUACGGGGCUUGCCGUUUCGGUUACGUGUUCCAUAGUCGCACCCCCAAUUACGUCGAAAUUGACGCACUUGGUGUGAAAGAACGCUAUGAAAUUCUAUCGGUUUUGGAAUUCUCCUCAGCCCGGAAACGGAUGUCAGUCAUCGUUAAGGACCCCUCUGGUAAAAUCAAAUUGUUUUGCAAGGGGGCCGAUACGGUGAUUUACGAACGUGUGGAUGCUUCUGGACGAGAACAUGGCGAGUUACUUCUCCAACAUUUGGAAAGCUUCGCCACGGAGGGGUUAAGAACGUUGUGUUGUGCCGUAGCUGAAUUAAAAAAGUCAGAGUAUGAGGAUUGGAAGCAGUUGUAUCAUAAAGCAACGAUUUCGUUGCAACAUCGCGAGGAGAAGAUUGAAGAAGCGGCGAAUUUGAUUGAGCGGAAGUUGAAGUUGAUCGGAGCGACGGCCAUUGAGGAUAAGUUGCAAGAUGGUGUCCCGGAAGCGAUAGCGACGUUGUUGAAAGCGGAUAUAAAUAUUUGGGUGCUAACAGGGGAUAAACAAGAGACGGCUAUUAAUAUUGGGUAUUCGUGUCGGUUGCUCUCCCAUGGGAUGCAACAUAUUAUUCUCAACGAAGAUGGCUUAGAUAGCACUCGUGAGUCGAUUUUGCGGCACAACGCCGAACUGGGCGAGAACCUCCAGCGACAAAACGAAAUCGCGCUCAUAAUCGACGGGAAGACCCUGAAAUACGCCCUCAGUUGCGAGCUACGCACCGACUUCCUCCAGCUCUGCAUCUCAUGCAAAGUGGUGAUUUGUUGUCGAGUGUCUCCGAUGCAAAAAGCGGAAGUCGUUGAAUACGUUACUAAAUUCACGAAAACGGUUACUCUCGCUAUCGGCGAUGGGGCGAACGACGUGGCCAUGAUCCAGAAAGCACACGUGGGGGUGGGCAUAUCGGGGGCGGAGGGGCUCCAAGCCGCUUGCGCCUCCGAUUACAGUAUAGCACAAUUUCGGUUUUUGUUACGUUUGUUAUUAGUGCACGGCGCGUGGAAUUACUCGCGAAUGUGCAAGUUGAUUUUGUACAGUUUCUAUAAAAAUAUUUGUUUAUAUGUGAUCGAGUUAUGGUUUGCGAUUUAUUCCGGCUGGUCUGGGCAGAUUUUGUUCGAACGGUGGUCAAUCGGGUUGUAUAAUGUUCUGUUUACGGCUUUGCCCCCGUUGGCGAUGGGGCUGUUUGAUAAGGCGUGUAGCGAUGAAGUUAUGAUGACGCAUCCGAAAUUGUACAAACCGUCGCAGAAUGGCCAACUUUUCAACGUUAAAGUUUUCUGGUUGUGGGUGGUUAAUGGGAUGAUACAUUCAGCGAUCUUGUUUUGGUUACCGUUAUUGGUUUGCAACCAUGAUAUUUUAUGGAUGUCGGGGCAAGAUGGGGGCUAUCUAGUCGUGGGCAACAUUGUUUACACUUAUGUGGUUAUAACCGUGUGUUUGAAAGCCGGUUUGGUUACGAAUUCGUGGACUUGGUUGACACAUUGCGCCAUCUGGGGGUCGAUCCUACUCUGGUUUCUUUUUGUCGUAAUAUAUAGUUUGUUUUGGCCGACUAUACCAUUUGGGAGUGUUAUGGCAGGGAUGUACUUAAUGUUAUUCAGCACUGCCGUAUUUUGGUUAGGGAUGUUCCUCAUACCGAUAAUUGCCAUCAUUCCGGACUUUCUUGUAAAAGUUUGCCCUUACUCCGUUUUCAAGUCCAAGAAGUGGUGUCCUUGUCCCAUUGUCCAAGGAACAAUUUUCAAGUCACUAACCGACGCAGUUCGGGAAGGCGAAAUCCGGAAAACCGGAACUGACGUAUACCGGGGCGAGCCAAAAAAUUCACUUUCCGAGACUGCCCGUUUGCUGAAGAACGUGUUUUCGAGACGCACCCCCAGGAUCGACCUCGAAGUCGAGCUGUCACAUGGAUUUGCGUUUUCGCAAGAAGAAGGCGGCGCCGUGUCCCAAACGGCCGUCAUCAGAGCCUACGACACCAACAUCCCCAAACCCGACGGGAUGUAGGAGCCAAAAUGUGUGCUUUUCUAGCUUGUAAGUCUUGUCUCGUUUCAAAUGGGAUUUAGCUUUCUGUGUCGUGCCAAACGAGCCGAUUUUUGUGGGGUAAUCAAAACUGUGUCAAAUUAUUACAAUCACUGUCUAGACGAGUUUAGUUGAGAUAAGUCACUCUAUCACGUGCCUUUCUUCACUGGAGAGACUUAACUUAGAAAUAGGACAGAAUCAAAUAUUUUCGGCGGUUUUUUUCUACUACCAACUAGUCUCGAAGGUUUGUAUUUGGGUUUUCAUUAAGUGGUUUUUUCUUUCUUGGCCUAAUUGGGCCUCAAACCAGCAGUGAUCUCUCCAGUCUGACUCACAGGAAGUCCCAAGUGAGAGUUUUUUGGUAAUUGACCCAAAAAAUCUCAUCACGGACACCCUGUGUAAAAUAGUUGUUGUAAUUUUGAUCUAUGUCUGUUAACCAAUCCCAAUUCUAAUACGUAAAGUAAGUGUAUACGUUGCGAAUCAUCCAAAUAGAAUGAUUGACAACGUACCACUUACUUUUUUAUGUUAUUAAAUUCAUGUUAAUGUUAAAAAGUGUAACCUAAAAAUUUAUAAUAAAUGUAUAUUUAUUUAACACAAAAA